GGCUCACCUGUAGUGCGUGUCACUGGGCCUGGCACUCAUCGCAGCUCCAAAGGAACCUAUUGGAGAUUGCAUCAAGAUGGAACGUGAGUGUAUGGAGAAGAUCAACCAUUACUGUCAAAAGCAUAAAUUUACCCUGGUUUAUGCUGAUGUCAGCAUGACUGGCCCAUCUCAUGAUCCUGUGUUCACAGUUGCGGUUAAGGUAAACGGUAAAAAAUAUGGUACAGGCACUGGUAAAAAUAAGAAGGAAGCAAAAGCAAUUGCAGCAAAAAAGGCCUGGGAAAUGAUCGAGAAACAGCCAGAGAGUCCUUCAAAUACCCAAGCUGCAGAAUUAUCAACAACCCAGAUGACCUUAUUACCUGUACAGUCUGGUGACUAUGUCAGCCAACUAAAUACGUAUUCACAAAGGACCUUGCAAAGAGUCAAUUAUCCUAACACACGUACUGGAGAUGCCCAUGCUCCUGUGUUUUCUUGUCGAUGUAUAAUUAGUGGUUAUGUGUAUGGAAAUGGCACUGGACCUUCUCUAGCCGCUGCAAAACAAGCUGCUGCAAAACAAGCAUUUGAGAAGCUAGUUGAGGAAGGCGCUAUAACAAUGGGAAAUGGAACAUCUAACAGCAACUCUACAUUUAGUGACAAUAGUGAUUUCCAUCAAGUGUCAACUCAGUCUGACUUGGAUUUCUUCUUUUUCAGUAGCAACAGUAUUUGCUUUAAAGACUCAGCUGCAAAUUUGGCAGAAAUAAUGGAAAACAUGGCAGUAUGUGAAAAGCCUUCGCCUUCUCAGAGAGACACACCAAGUUCUGCUCUGAAACUCCGAAGAAAAUUGGCAGCUAAUUUUAAUAAUGUGAGAGACAAGGAAGAGGUAAAAAAGAUGUCAGAUGAGAGUUUGCCAGGUUUGGACACAAAUACCAGUGAGGGAAAUGAAAGCCCAUACACUGUGAAUAAAAGAUUUCUUGAGAGUUUUAAGAAUAUAGAACCUAUUGGUGAAGGUGGCUUUGGGAAUGUUUUCAAAGCAACAGCAAAGCUUGAUGAGAAGACCUAUGCAGUCAAACGAGUUAAAUUCGCAAAGAAUGUGCGUGAAGUAAAACAACUUGCAAGACUUGAACACAAAAACAUAGUGCGGUAUUACAAUAGCUGGCCAGGGUACGACCAUGUAACUUCUCCAGCCUCAAGGCAGAAGUCAGACAAAGAAAUUCCCUGUCUUUUCAUUCAAAUGGAAUUAUGUGAAAAAGGGCCACUGGAAAACUGGAUCGAAAAGAAUCGACGAAACCGAAAGUAUCAUGAAAUGGCACAAACCACAUUUUUACAAAUACUGGAAGGAGUAAAAUAUAUUCAUUCUAAAGGCUUAAUUCAUCGAGACCUCAAGCCUCAGAAUAUAUUCGUAUCAGAUGAAGAUAAAAUAAAAAUAGGUGACUUUGGUCUUGUGACUUCUGUGACAUGUGACAAUCUGACUGAGAACACAGGAACAAAAUCAUACAUGGCACCGGAACAGCUCGGGGACAGAUACGGAACGGAAGUAGAUAUUUAUGCACUGGGGUUAAUUUGGUUUGAGAUUCUUUCGGCAUUCAGUGGUCAUGAGAAAGAGAAGCUAUGGAGUGAAGUUAGAGAUGGUGAACUUCCAGAGAGCUUCACCAACCGAUUUCCAACAGAGGCACCCAUAAUCAAAAAGAUGCUUUCAAGAGACCCUUCACGAAGAUACUCUGCAUCUCAAAUACUUGAACUUUUAAAGUCUGUUGAUAAAGACAAGCCAUUUAGAACUCAUACUCAGUAAAUGACCUUUGGAAAAACUUUUAGACUGUGUUUAAAUCCAGAGUUUGAUGUCUCUUAAAACUGAUGAAAUACCAGUACAUGUCAGAAGCAACGGCAA
Messenger RNA from Neopsephotus bourkii (Bourke's parrot), 1861 nucleotides. It is a transcript of the gene EIF2AK2, whose product is annotated as eukaryotic translation initiation factor 2 alpha kinase 2. Gene Ontology annotation, molecular function: protein kinase activity; ATP binding. The coding region runs from base 77 to 1765 and encodes 562 amino acids. Gene Ontology annotation, biological process: protein phosphorylation. The record is from RefSeq and is a predicted model, not a curated record. NCBI's taxonomy places the organism in Eukaryota, Metazoa, Chordata, Aves, Psittaciformes, Psittacidae. The transcript has 16 exons.